Culex pipiens pallens (northern house mosquito) is the source of this 1384-nucleotide messenger RNA. RefSeq names its product AT-rich interactive domain-containing protein 2-like. Gene Ontology annotation, molecular function: DNA binding. Lineage: Eukaryota; Metazoa; Arthropoda; Insecta; Diptera; Culicidae. The coding region runs from base 334 to 573 and encodes 79 amino acids. The transcript is spliced from 2 exons. The record is from RefSeq and is a predicted model, not a curated record. Gene Ontology annotation, cellular component: SWI/SNF superfamily-type complex.
AGUUGUUAAAAUUUGCUGCAUUUAAAGUUUUUUUCUUGUUUUGAAAAUGAAAACUUUUACUGCUACAGUUUUUGAAAAUCUCAUUGCUCACUGAUUUAAAAGUUUUUACUUUUAAUUCGACUGUAAAAUUUCUUUCAUUUUGACGUUCUCGUGUAACCGUGUACGCCUAAGUCGCAAAUGUAAACAAACACUUUGGUGGGUCCGGUGGUGCUGGUGAGUCUAGGAUGCAAAGCAAAGCCGACCGCGGCAGCAGCCAGGACUCGGACGCGGAAACCUUCGUGAGCCAAACAGCAGCAGCGGAACGCCUUCGAAGGAGGGUGGUGCAGGAGCGGGAUGAGGUGGAGUGCUCAAAAAGGACAAGGCCAGCUUCCUGCAGGAACUGCAGCUGUUCCACGGAUGAGAGGUAGGAAUGUGGAUUCGCACCGGUUGUAUUGGGUGGUGGUGGCCCGGGAUUGGUGGUUGAAGGUCAAUUCGCGUGAGGACUGGGGCGAGAUCAUCGAGGAGAUGGCGCUGCCGAAGCGUUGCGUGAACAACGAGAUUGCGUUGAAGAAGAUUAACUUCCGGUUUUUGUGACAAGUAUGCGAAAGUUUAUUUUCACGAUGGGCCUCCGACGAAGAGGAGGACGACGAAAAGCUACAUAAUUGGAGGUGGUCAGCGCAGAUGUUCCACUCGGUGCCGGCGGUUUACAGCACCGGUGAGUAUUGAGAAUGUGUGCAGUGGCUAGCCAACUUCACUUACUUUCCAUCUCUUUUAGCAACUUCCCGCCCACAAACACUCACGUCGCGACGGCGCAGCUUCAGCCGAAUAAAUCUGGACAGUGAGCCAAAAAAAAACUGUGUCAUUCUCGAAGUAGGAUUACGUGCUCAAAAUCGAACUCCGUACCGAGGGCCUCAUCAACUCCCCGUUCAGGCACUUUACUUUCCAGCCGGCAAACGUCGACCACCCUUCCCGAAUCAAUGGCCAACUCCUCCAAGACUGUCCUGAUUGAGGCCGGAAACGUGACCAUCGUAUUACACUCCUGUCGCGCGUCGAAGCCUCCAUCCGGAACCGUCCAGCCUGGGGUAUUCGGAAGUGAACGGUGGCGUACCGUAUGAAGCAGAAGCUAGUGGAGAAGCGUUAAAUACAAAAAAAAAAGUGUUUUUCUAACAUAAAGUUUAAUUUUUUUUUAAAUAAAUGUAAAAAACCAAGAACAUUUUUCUGAAAUUAUCCCUGUAGUGCUAAAUGUUGUGUUUUCUUGCCAUAAAAGGUUUCUUUUCCAAUUAAAAGUAAAAUACUUUUACCAAUACAAAGAUUUUGUUCCAUAAAUGCAUGGUAGUAUCAAAAACAUUCCAACUUUUAAAUUGAAAAGUUUGAAUUUUCUACGAAUAUUCACCAACGCGAACUU